Silurus meridionalis is the source of this 1849-nucleotide messenger RNA. RefSeq lists its product as uncharacterized. NCBI's taxonomy places the organism in Eukaryota, Metazoa, Chordata, Actinopteri, Siluriformes, Siluridae. The record is from RefSeq and is a predicted model, not a curated record. The coding region runs from base 90 to 1250 and encodes 386 amino acids. The transcript is spliced from 13 exons.
CAGAUGUGGAAGUGGUUUAGAAACAAAGUGCAGUGAUCAGGACAACGUCAGUGUGAAUUGAAAAAGGAUCUCCAUACACUCAAGACCAAAUGACGCUUGUUUUGAUUGCUGUAUUUGUGAACAUUUUGUCCACAUCUCUACAGGAAGAAGAUCUGAGUGGUUUAAGACCGGCGCAUAUUUACAAUGGUGGAGUGAGCAAAGUGAUCGAAAGUGAAAAUGUCACAUUUAAGUGCCACUUUGCUGAUUCGACAGUAAGCACAGUCUACAUUUACCUCUUCAAAAAUGGUGAGAAAGUCAUGAUGGAUUCUUUUCAAGAUGCAAAAAGAGACGACACCAAAUUCAACAUUACCAGUGUCACUGUAGAACAUUCUGGAUCGUACACAUGCCUUUACUCUGAACAGAGUCUCAAUGUCAGCAAGACGAAUGCGACAGGAAACAACUCCAUCUCACUCCAGGUUUUGGGAAAAUUUUUACCAGCGAAACUUAAAAUAACAAAUCCAUUAGAAACAAUGGAAGAGACUUUGGCACUGACCUGCAGCUUAACACACAAUCAGAACUGUACUGAAGUCUACAUUUAUCUCUGUUUGAAUGGAAUCAGACUCAGAAAGCAGAGGGUGAAAUGUGGUGAUCUGAUUAUUUCCACAACAUUUCUACUAGAGAAAAGCUCAGGGAGUUACAGCUGUGUGUAUUCAGUGUCUGAUUAUAAUCUCAAUGAGGUGAACGUUACAGGAGAAAACACCAUCUUCAUUCAAGAAUGUAAUAGAGAUGGUUUUGGUCUUUUGAGUCUUAUAAUUAGUGCUUUUGGAGGUGUACUAGUGGUUCUGUUGGUGGUCAUGGGAUUCUUCUACUGCCAAGGCAUUUGUUCAUUCAAAAUGUACAAAGAUCCUGAUGUAAGGACCAGACCACACAGCGAGGUUUUCUACCAUGAGAUCAGAGAAGGUACGCUCUGCAGGGAGGAAAAUAGAGAAUUUAUGUUUUUCAGUGGAAGUUGCAGUAGAAGGCCUUGUGAAAGUCCAGUGGAAACUGUUGCAGUGAGCAUUGUAAACGCUUCAUAUGUAACAGUGCAAAAGCAUGGAGAUGAACAACCUGAGGUGAAAAAUGCAGUGCAAACUAUAGACGUACCCUGUUAUGACAGCAUUAAAGGCCCGUAUGCUACAGUCCAGAAAAGCGAAGAUAAAACAAGGAACGAGCAAGUAAUGCAAAGCUUCAGCUGUAAAGGAAAUUCAAUGUACAGCAUGGUGAGUCAAUGAGGUCUCAUCAGCCAACAGCAAAAACCACAAAGUACAUCGAACUAGAGAUCAUCUACAGUAAACCAUCAUACACAGCUUUUAAUAAUAACAGCGUCUCUAUGUGAAGAAUGAAACUGAGCACACUUUCACAUACACAAGCUGAAUUAAUACAAAUCAACAUUGUUAAAUAUUCUGUACUUAUACUUUUAGGACUGUUGUUUUCAUCAGUUGCCAAACUGGCCGUAUUUUUAAAUAACAUAAUUUUUUAUCAUUUCAUGACAUAAUUAUUUGUUGUUUUCUUCAAAUAGUUCAUCAAAUUGUAUUUAUUCGAUCAUGACUUAUUAUAAUGUAAUACUGUAAUAUUCUGUUAGCAAAAUAAACUCUUGUCACUUCUAAUGAACCAAUAAAAAUUACAUGCAUAUGUGUAAACACAAAACCAAUUUCUUUGCAAGUGGUGCCAUUACAUUUUCCCUUCACUUGAACUAGAAGACCCAAAUCUGUUCCUGCAUGGCAAUGCUCCUGUGCACAAAGCACACUCCAUGACGAAAUGUUUUACAUGGUUUGGAAUGAAACAUCUCGAGUAUCCUUCUGUUCAGCUUUGACCUCAACCCUAUUGAAUA